GUGCACGCCUGCCUGCAGAUCCGCCAAGGUCGAACGCGCUCAGAAGUAACUUCUGUCGCUCAAGCUCCACCGCCAUCUCCGCCGCACUAUCGCGACAUACCUUCCACCAUGGCGGUCGCAAACGGAGAGAGCGCACCUGUAGCUAUAGACCUCGACGUCAAGCCCCCCGAAAAUAUCGUCAUUCCCCCAGCGGGCGUCCGCGCCGGUAUCGCCAAAACCGCCGACUUCGUUUUUCGAAGAGGUGAUGUACUGCUUGGAAGCCUGAAGCAGCGCACCGCCAACGACCCAAAAAGCCAGGUCACGUUCGUCCAAGACGAUGACCCAUACAACCCGUACUUCCUAUGGUACCUCGAGCAAUUGAAGGCUGGUCAUGGCCCCGCUGCGAAGAGCACCGCCCAGGCUGUGCCAGAAAAGCCCAAAGGACCUCCAGAACCAGCCAAGUUUCGCUUCUCUGGGCGCAUGCCAAACAUCAGCGCUAAAGAUCUUGAGGUGCUAAAGCUGACAGCUCUGUAUACAGCGCGCGUCGGCGAGAAUUGGUUGAAGGAGUUACGCAACCGCGAAGCCAACAACUUCCAAUUCGACUUCCUACGACCGCAACACAGUUUCUUCCAGUUCUUCAGAGCGCUUGUUGAACAGUAUAAGGUACUGUUAGAAGAGGAUCAGACUGUCGAGGCACGGAUCGCAGAACUGCAGGAGAACAUCAAGAACCGUUUCUAUAUUCUAGAGCGUGCAAAGGGACGCGCUGAGUAUAUCAAAUAUGUCUCAGCGCAGAAGGAGAAAGAGGAAAAGAAAGCUGAAGACGAGAAGAAAGAGUAUGCCUCAAUCGACUGGCAUGAUUUUACUGUUAUCGCGACAGUGCUUUUCGAUGAGGCCGAUGAUGCUGCAGACCUCCCUCCGCCUGCACUUCUUAACGACCUGCAGUCGCAGUCGCUUGAACAGAAGGCUGCCGUUUCACUAUCAGCAAGACGCCUAGAGGAAGCGCUGCCUGACGACUCAACCUACUACAACGUGUCGCAACACAAUACCGCCUACUCGGUGCCACCGCCCAACCCCGCAGCUCCUGUCGCCUAUCCUCAGUACGCACCGCCGCCGCCGCCACCGCAGCAGCAGCAGGACUAUGCAUACACGGCUGCUCAGAGGCAGCGCGAGGAGGAGCAGGCGCGUGCACAGGCAGAAGCCGAUACGAGAGCGCGUCAGCAGGCUGCGACCAGAGGGGCACCGGGUCGCAUUGUCGCAGACUAUGUUCCCCGCGCGGCGAAGAAAGCUAAUGUUGCAAUGGUCGUGUGCCCUAACUGCAAGCAGCAGUUUUCUGCCAGCGAGAUCGAUGAACAUAUUCGGAUCGAGUUGCUCGACCCCAGGUGGAAAGAACAGCGAGACAAAGCCGAACAACGCUACUCAACUACAAUCAACACAGCAGAUGUUGCAAGCAAUCUCAAGCGCUUCGCCAGCCAAAGAGACGAUAUAUACGACGGUGCUACUGGUCAGCCCAUUUCCGCCGAAGAGGAAGCCCGCAGAAAGAGAGCAGCUAUUUCGUAUGAUGGACAGCCGGACCCUGCUAAAGACGCUGCGCGCAUCCAGCAGAUGCAGUCGAUGAACGUUCAAGAGCAAGUGCGAAGGAUCCAGGAAAAGCAUCGUCAUUGAGAAAUUGUAGCAAGGUACGUUGCCUUCAUUACUGCUUCAUUACUGCAUGGGAUGGAGUUUGGGCGUUUCGACGCAUGCACGGAGUAUACCCAGGGCGGGGGACGAAGAUCUUGUAUAGCAUCUUCUGGUAGCUUAUCUUCCCACCAAAUUAGCGCAAGUGAAUCUGUUCAUAAGGAUGUUGCACACGUUUGACUGCAUGAAAUUCAUAGAAUCGUGUUUGAGCCUGG
This is a messenger RNA of Boeremia exigua, 1868 nucleotides long. Its product is annotated as Pre-mRNA splicing factor PRP21 like protein-domain-containing protein. The record is from RefSeq and is a predicted model, not a curated record. The transcript has 2 exons. Gene Ontology annotation, cellular component: U2 snRNP; U2-type prespliceosome; catalytic step 2 spliceosome. Gene Ontology annotation, biological process: regulation of alternative mRNA splicing, via spliceosome; mRNA cis splicing, via spliceosome. Bases 109 to 1641 code for a protein of 510 amino acids. Gene Ontology annotation, molecular function: RNA binding. Lineage: Eukaryota; Fungi; Ascomycota; Dothideomycetes; Pleosporales; Didymellaceae.